Molecule: messenger RNA, 1140 nt
Organism: Enterobius vermicularis (human pinworm)
Lineage: Eukaryota; Metazoa; Nematoda; Chromadorea; Rhabditida; Oxyuridae
Source: the annotation of a GenBank genome assembly
AUGGGUCCGACAACUGCCGGCUUGACGUUGUUACUGGUGUUCAUCCCAACUAUCCUUUCACAGACAUUUCGGUUUCAGCGCGAAGAAUUUGGACGUGCUGAUGCGCCAAUAUUUACCUCGUUUAAUAAAGAUCAGCCAUUAACGCAAGAGGAAUAUCAGAUUUUAAGUAUUACUGGUUGUCUGCUGAUUCAGGAAAAAGAUGCCGUAGAUAAAGCAGCUGAAAUAGCAGAUAAUGUCUUAAAUCGCAUUGGUCUUUCAUUGGAUGGCCGUACUGUACGGAGGAAACCGUUAAAAGCAACCGAAUAUCAGGCCGAAGAGCUAAAUUCUUUGGUCAAAGAAGCCAAUCAAAAUCGUAUAGAUCUACAUGGAAUGACUAGUGGUCAGAUACCCGGAUUAGCACCAAUUCCAGUACCUGGAUUUCCGGGGCCUCAAGAUGUUCCAACAAUUCCGGGAGUUAACACUAUACCUGGAUUGAGUAAUUUUAAUUAUUUGGUUGGUCAGCUAUUUCCGCAGAUGAUACCUCCAACGAACACACUUCUUGGGUCAUCCAUUAGUCGACUGCUACCAAAAGAUUCGGCUAAAAACUUAGCGAAAGACGUUUUCAGGGCAGUACAUCCGGCAGCCGAAAAUGUUGACGUUGCACGAAUGAUGGGACGGUGGUUUCAGGUAAUCAACAGUCCGCAUGUAAUUCGCGAAGCCUGCACCGUAUCUCACUUUGGUGCUCUUACCAACAACACCUACAGCGCGACAUUCACAAUUCUGAAGUUCUACCGUGAAGGUAAUCCAAACGGUCCUCCACGCUUUUCGCUUGGUUAUGGCUUCAAAGCCGGCGAUACCGGUCAAUUCGUUUUGCACAGCAGCAACUCACCGGACUCUGAACCAUUUUGGGUCAUUAAAAAAGGACCGCUGAACGAAUACAAGCAGUAUGACUAUGCAGUUGUUUCUAACUGGGUAAGGUUCCCAGUAUUUGUUAUUGCUCGAGACCCAGAACGUUUCCGCAAACAACAUAUGAAGAGCGUUUUACAGUUCCUUGAAGAUAACAAUUACAUAAAUGUGAUGACAAAAGCAUUCAAUAUGAUCUCGCCGGUUGAUUACAGUCAAUGCCAAUACACUCCGACAUUUUCCGGUGCUGGAAAGUAG